AGGGUGGGGCGUAAGGAAGAAACGCAGUACGCAGCCGUGUGACCCCUUUUCUUCGACCCUCCCCUUUUCCGCUCUGGCUGACGCGUCACAUUCCACCUCAUCGCGUUAGGACUUGAGCGAGAGCAACGGGCGCCGCCGCCGCCGCCGAGUUGCGCUGAGGGACGCGGGGGGAAGGCAGGGGCCGGUCAGGGGGGUGCCCCAGUGCCUCCAACCCACCGGGAGGCUGUCCUGUCAGAGGGCGCUCCUCGGCCCGUCCACUCCGCAAGCAGCAGCAGCAGCAACCGCCGCCGAGAGGAUGCGCCGCCGCUCCCUGGCCCGAAGAGGCAGACGGGGGAGACGAUGAAGGAGCCGCCCCGCCGGCUUCUGCUCCUGGCCUCCUCCUGCUUCCUCCUUGGCUGUCUGCUCGGGCUUCCCAGCUGGCAUGUCUUUUGUGAAGAGCGUCCUUUAUCUGCAUCUUUGUAUUCACCACAAGAAAACUGUCCCUUGGCAAGUGCAGAUGAGAACAUCCAGGAAAAGGAGGAGAUUGACAGAUCCAUUGGAACACAAUCCUUAGAACAGGUUGACUUGAAUACAAAUAGUUAUCCUGAAGAAGAAUGUUCAGUUGACUGCAUAAAGCAAAAACAGAGCAUAGACAUGGGGGAAUUAAACACUCCUGAGGUUGAGCCUCAACCUUCAAUGGAUUUGAAUGAAGAUUCCUUUAGCGUAGCUGCUAUCCCUGAGAAUACUCUCAGCAUAUCUACCUCGGAGGUCUCAUCAGACUCUCAGCCUAAGAUAAUAGAAAAUGCCAGUGCUGAUAUCCCUGUAGUCAGCUCUGCUGAAACUGAAGAGUCAGAACCUGACUGUGAUAUUGGUGGGGCACUUGAGGCUGAUCCUCAGAAUGAGCCUUCCUCUCUUGUGACUUCACCAGAGAGCCUUGUAGGUCAACACAUAGAAAAUAUAUCUUCACAUAGCAAGGGAAAGAUGACUAAAUCGGAAUUUGAACCCAAAGUUGCUGCAGCUGAGCAAAAGACAGAUCCAAAAUCUGCAUUGAAUACUUCGGGUAAUGUAAGAGGGGAGAGAAAAGCAGGAGAAAUUGACCCUACUUCUGUAAUAACUCCAAAGGAUCCAGGAGACAUUCCCACCUUUGACGAAUGGAAGAAGCAAGUUAUGGAAGUCGAAAAAGAAAAGAGUCAGUCAAUGCAUCCAUCUUCCAAUGGAGGUCAGCAUCCCACAAAAAAGGUCCAAAAAAAUCGGAAUAAUUAUGCUUCAGUAGAGUGUGGUGCUAAAAUAUUGGCAGCUAACCCAGAAGCAAAGAGUACAUCAGCUAUACUAAUGGAGAACAUGGACCUUUACAUGCUGAAUCCAUGCAGUACUAAAAUCUGGUUUGUCGUUGAACUGUGUGAACCAAUUCAAGUAAAACAGCUGGACAUUGCCAAUCAUGAAUUAUUUUCAUCUACUCCCAAGGACUUUCUGGUUUCUAUCAGUGACAGGUACCCAACAAAUAAAUGGGUCAAGCUAGGCACUUUUCAUGCUAGAGAUGAAAGAAAUGUCCAGAGUUUUCCUCUGGAUGAACAGAUGUACGCCAAAUAUGUAAAGAUGUUCAUCAAGUACUUAAAGGUGGAGUUGGUGUCUCACUUUGGAUCAGAACAUUUUUGUCCUUUAAGCCUUAUAAGGGUAUUUGGAACUAGUAUGGUUGAAGAAUAUGAAGAAAUAGCCGAUUCACAGUACCAGUCUGAAAGACAAGAGCUCUUUGAUGAAGACUAUGAUUAUCCUUUGGACUACAAUGUGGGGGAAGAGAAGUCUUCAAAAAAUCUUCUUGGUUCUGCCACAAAUGCCAUUUUAAAUAUGGUGAAUAUUGCUGCUAAUAUACUUGGAGCAAAAACUGAAGAGCACUCUACUGAUCAAGGAAAUGAAAGUAUCCCUGAAAAUACAACUGCCACUGCCAGGGUGACACCCAAACUUCCAGAGCCAACCACCAUUCCUUCCUUAGAGCUUGUUACUUCAGAGAUACCACAAACUGAUAAGGACCCAUUAGUCGUAGAUAUGACAAAAGAAAGCCCAAUUGUUCAGCUAGUCCAUGAAUAUGAAGAAGAAGCAAGUCAGUCAACAGUGACCCUGCUACCCAGUGAUGAACAAGAGGAAGAAAUGUCAUGGUUUGAGUCUGAAACGCAAAUCUAUUGUUAUGAGUUGGUGACAGUUUGUUGCAUUUCCAGCUUUUCAGAAUAUUUAUACAAAUGGUGUUCAGCAAUAAUGACUCUGGAACGCCACCACACCAAAAUGGAUACCAGUUGGGAAAAAUACCACUCUGUAGCAUCUUGGCAGGCCCAGCUAAUUCCGACCAAAUCUUUGCAUAUUUCAGUAUAUGAACAUUCUCCAGAAAAACUGGACACUUUAAUUGCAGAACUAUCCGAAACUAUUGUAGGGGUCUUAAAUAUUGUGGUGAAUGAGACGCUGGCCAAUCAGACAGAGGGUACUUUUGAACUGGAGCCUAGCCAUCCACAGACUGUGUCUCAGUCUAUCCUCUUGGAUGUUACAACAGAAGCUAAGUCACUGUCUACAACUGAGGUGUCUUCAGAGCCUACAAAACAUGAAGCUGUAUUGGAAACCCCGGAAGUGCCUCCCCCAGAAGAAAUCCCUUCUGAAGAUGGAGUUGUAGGUUCUGUUACAGAGAAGCAGUCUACAACCAGCAUUGUAACUGAAUUCAUGGAAACUAGGACAAAAGAAACUGCCUCUACUGAAAUGAUCUCAAAGCCAACAGAGACUGUUCCACAAUCUGAAUGUACAAUUGCCAUAGAAAGCUAUGACAAAGAACCAAAAGUUGAUUCUUCAGAAAUAGAUAAGCAAGUGGUGUCUCAUAUUAUAGAAUCGUCAUCAUUGGAAAUCAAAGAUGAUGAACAGACAGUUGAGGAAACAUUUCUUUCUAUUCCUGUUCCUGGUGGAUUGCCACGAACUGCUACGGACUUCUAUGCCGAGUUGCAGAAUUCCACAGACUUGGGUUAUGCUAAUGGAAAUCUUGUUCAUGGAUCCAACCAAAAAGAGUCUGUCUUUAUGAGACUUAACAACCGUAUUAAAGCCCUGGAAGUAAAUAUGUCUCUCAGCAGCCGCUAUUUGGAAGAACUUAGUCAAAGAUACCGCAAACAAAUGGAAGAAAUGCAGAAGGCUUUUAAUAAAACUAUAAUGAAACUUCAGAACACUUCACGCCUAGCAGAACAACAGGACUUAAAGCAGACUGAGGCCAUCCAACUUCUACAAGCACAGCUGACCAACAUGACACAACUUGUUUCUAAUCUGUCAUCAACAGUGGCUGAACUGAAGAGAGAGGGUUCUGAUCGACAAAGCUAUCUUGUGAUUUCCUUGAUACUCUGUGCCAUCUUAGGUUUGAUGCUUUUUGUGCAGCGUUGCAAAAAUAAGUCCGAGUUGAAUGAUGAUUACUUCUCAAAAGUUCCCAGAAGUAACCACUAUCCCAGUCCCAAAAGAUGUGUGUCUUCCUAUGAUGAUAUGAGUUUGAAAAGAAGAACCUCCUUUCCGCUCACUAGAUCUCAGUCUUUUCAGCUAAACAACAAAGAAGUGGGCCCAGAUGAGUUGUACAUUGUAGAACCACUGAAGUUUUCACCAGAAAAAAAGAAAAAACGUUGCAAAUAUAAAAGUGAAAAAAUCGAAACUGUCAAGCCAGUAGCAGAGCCAGUACAUCCAAUAGCCAAUGGAGAAAUAAAAGGCAGGAAGCCUUUUACAAACCAGAGAGACUUCUCUAAUAUUGGCGAGGUAUACCAUUCUUCCUACAAAGGUCCCCCGUCAGAAGGAAGCUCAGAAACUUCAUCACAGUCUGAAGAGUCCUAUUUUUGUGGCAUUUCAGCAUGCACAAGUUUGUGCAAUGGACAAAUCCAAAAGACAAAAACUGAGAAGAGAGCACUCAAACGAAGGCGAUCUAAAGCCCCAGAACAGGAGAAGCUCAUAAAAACUUUAAUGCAGACUAAGACGGGGUCCUUGCCAAGCCUGCAUGAUAUCAUCAAAGGAAACAAGGAUUUAACUGUGGGAACACUUGGUGUCACAACUGUUUCUGGGCACCUUUAAAGCUAAUUGAACUCUUCACAAUGAGAGCUUUUGUAUGACAAAUCUUGUAUUUGAGUGACUGUCUGGGAGGAAGAGGCUGGUUCAUUGGGAAGCAUUCGUAAAUUAUGGUGACUUUAAAGAGAAAAAAGAUAGGAUAGCAUAAAUAACCAUGCUUGGUUAAAAAGCUUCAGCUUUUUCAGAGCUGAUUUCCUAUUAUGGACAUCUUUAGGAGGGGUGGAGAUUGUGGGAUGAGGGCUCAUUUUAUACAGUGUUUUUCAGAAUUGCUAAGGUCUUGAAACCCUAUUUGUUGGGUGGAACAGAGUUGAAAGCAUAAACCUUUCCCAUUUUGCUGUGUUCCUAUUUCUAGCACCUUCCCAUAUUUAUGUGCCUUUUGUCUAUUUAUAAUGCCACUGGAAGGAGGAACAAUUGUAUUUGUAUCUUUAGUCUUCUGAAAAUGAAACACUACAGUGCUAUAGAAGAAUAUGUUGGCCUCCAGUGAGAUUCAGUAAUCUGGCUUGGAUACUGUGGGAAGCAGGUCAGGGUAGACAUUCUCUUCAGAUCUUUGUUUUGCAGACUUGCUUGUGGCCAAUACCACGUACAUCUGAUGUAGCAGUUGAUAGCCUUCUCUCAUGGUACAGCACCCCUGCAGGAUGUGAUACUAACAUACAUGCCUUUGUUACCUAGACUGACUUUAUUAACCACGAUAAUCACCAUUGUGAUCUUUAGUAGCCUUCCUGCACUAAAAAAAAAUCAAGCAAAAGAACUAAUUUACACCGGUUCUGUGUACACGUAUGGCCAUACGUAGAAAUGCACCAGUGAAUUUGUCAAGUUUCAAGAUCUAUAUUCUGUUCCAAAAGGUAUGUCCCUAAUGUUUGUUUUUUGUAUUGACUAACACGUGUGGGUGUGUGUACUUUAUAUGAAUUAAUUUUUUAUUGCAUAGUUGGAAUGUGUGAGUACAUCAGAGUGAAUGUGAAGGAAAGCCCUUCUGAGAGGUUUGGUGUUCAUGUUGUGGAAGUUUAAUUUAUUGAGCACUUUCAGUAGUACCUCCUGGUUUUAUUUUUCUUAAAGAGCUAAUGCCUUUCCUGGAUAUCAUGCAUAAUGUGACUUUGUUUUGCAGCUUUCAUGUUAGUCCUUUUUACAGUGAUGUACUUAGUCUGCACAGCUAGCCAGUCAGACAUGGACCUAGGUUUUUGUUUUCUUUCUCUCUCUCUCUCUCUCUCUUUUUUUUUUUUUUUAGAACAUGGAUUGAGAAAGGGGGUCCAAACCAGAAUGAAAUCGAAGAGUUAUACUAUUUGAGUGAAGCAUACAAAAUGUGGCACUAGAACUUGUAAUAACUACAAAUUUGUAGUGCCAUUUAGAAACUGUGAAUUUCCAAAUAAAUCUGAACACUUGUCUUUAAAA
Hemicordylus capensis (graceful crag lizard) is the source of this 5430-nucleotide messenger RNA. RefSeq names its product SUN domain containing ossification factor (gene SUCO). Gene Ontology annotation, biological process: regulation of bone remodeling; protein folding in endoplasmic reticulum. Lineage: Eukaryota; Metazoa; Chordata; Lepidosauria; Squamata; Cordylidae. Bases 340 to 4050 code for a protein of 1236 amino acids. The transcript is spliced from 24 exons. The record is from RefSeq and is a predicted model, not a curated record. Gene Ontology annotation, cellular component: cytoplasm; membrane.